This is a messenger RNA of Phoenix dactylifera (date palm), 892 nucleotides long. RefSeq names its product RING-H2 finger protein ATL39-like. The record is from RefSeq and is a predicted model, not a curated record. NCBI's taxonomy places the organism in Eukaryota, Viridiplantae, Streptophyta, Magnoliopsida, Arecales, Arecaceae.
CAUCCACCAUGUCCAACGUCCCACCGGCUGGAUUCUUCGACGCCGAAGAAACCCAAUCGAGAUACGACUUCAAGACCCAGUUUCUGACCACGGUCCUCCUCUGCCUCGUCUUCGUCGCCGCCCUCGUCGUCUUCCUCCACUUCUGCGGUUGGUACGUCCUCGGCCACCGCCGCCGCCUCCCCGCCCCGCGCACCUCUAUUGUCAGCCUUUUCCGUGUCGGGCCCGCCACUGCUCCGAAGCCCGGCCUCGAUCCCUCGGCCAUCGCUGCACUACCGACGGUUCCUUACCGAAGAACUAUCAAUGGCGAAAACGACGGGAGCGAUGCUGAGUGCAUAAUUUGCUUGAUUGUGAUAGAAGAAGGCGAGAGAGUCCGGCUGCUGCCAAGCUGCAGGCAUGUCUUCCAUGUCACCUGCAUCGACAUGUGGUUGAGUUUUACUUCUACAUGUCCCGUUUGCCGGGCCGUGGUGGAGCCAGCACCGACGGCGGUCACGGUGGAGCCAGCACCGCCGGCGGUCACGGUGGAGAUUGGCGAGUCAUCAGCCUCACAACCGGGGACGUUAGAGUUAUCGGGUGGUGGUGGUGGUUCCGAGAGCACAUCAGGGUCGAAGGAAGCUAGGAGACCUCAAGGAGAGCGGCUCGAUGUCAUCGCGGUUUAGCGCAUCGUUUCGGAGGAUGUACAUGCUGAGGUCCGCAGAAAGGAGAACUACAGGGGAUGGAAUUGAAGAUUUGGAGAGGCAGUAGUACAAUUUUUCGUAUAAUGUUUCUUAAAUUCCUUUUUUCCCUUUCACUUUAAUUGCUUCUCGUUUUUUCUUUCUUUCUUUCUUUUUUCCCUUUUGGAAAAGAUUUAUGUGGAUAAAUAUACAUGAAAGCAUAAACACUAAAUUGUUUAUGG